AUGCUCACCAUAACCCUGCCCCUUGCACUCGGUCUGGUCUUUGUUGUUGUCUUGGCUAGUCAGCCUGCUGUGGGUGAGAGCCUCACCGCUGUGGUGGCCGACGCUGGGCUGGGCCUCCGCUUUGUGGCUGCUGCCGACGGCACUGUCCGCGACCUGGCCACCAGUGGUGCGCCCACAGGGCUAACUCUUACUCGUCAUGUGGGCUUUGUCUUCUCAGACAUCCAGCAGCAUGUCCUCUACGCACUCUCCACCACAACCGGCAAGGUCUCCACCUACGCCGGCACCUUUGGCUCGUCCGGCACAGCCGACGGUCUCGGCACGGCCGCCCAGUUCAACGCUCCGCGCGCUCUUCUCGCUCAUCCCUCUGUCGACGACAUCUAUGUCGCCGACACGGGCAACUUUCUCCUCCGCCGCAUCACCGCCUCGGGUGCCGUCACCACCCUCGUUGGUACUACCAUCUCGGGCACCACCGACGGGACCGGAACCAACGCCCAGCUCAAGGGUCCCAACGCCCUCGCCUGGAACGCAGACGCCUCGGUCCUCUACAUCGCCGACGUCGACCGUGUCCGCGCAGUCACCUUGCCGGCUCUCGAGGUCACCACCAUUGCGACGAGCGUCGGAACAGGCCUCGUUGCCAUCGGCUUUGACCCGCGCUCCUCGCUCCUCUACGUUGCAGGUGCAGGCCUGACCUCGGUCUCCUCGGUCUCGCUCAGCGGAACUGUCACCAACAUCCUCGGCACCGCCGCAGGCACCAACUUUGGCUCGGGCGAGGGCGAUGCUGCCCGCUUCCGCGCCAUCGCUGGCAUGGCCCUCGACACCACCUCGUCGACCACCGACACCACCCUUUACCUGUCGGACUCACACUGCUCGCCCACCGCCGGCAAGGCCACCGUCCGCAAGGCCACUCUGUCAGGCCGUGUCCUGUCCACGCUGGCCGGCGCCGGCGAGGCCUGCUCGCCUUCACCCAUUGCGGCGCCCGUUGUCAGCCGCGGCGCUCUCGACAACGCCCUCGUUGCUGGCGGCACCGGCACGUCCGCCCGCUUCCUCGCGCCAUCGACUGUCGUCAUUGUCCGCGAGCUGUGCGGCUCGUUCAAGGCCCUCGACGACACCAGCGCGUGGGUCGUCUCGUGCUCGGGCGCCAACCUGGGCUCAUCGGUCGAGCUCCCCGUGAGCAUCUCCGAAUCGACGCUCGCGCUCUCGUCGACAGUCCGCUUCGCUUCGGAUGUGGUUGUGACCCAGUCGGGCAAGCUCUCGCUUGAUACCUCUGGCAGUCUCACCGGCGCAGCAGGCUUUGCUGUCCAGGGCGUGCUGUCCAUCAACGGUGGAUCGGCCUCGCUGGCCUCGCUCACACUCCGCUCCACCGGCAUCAUCGAGUACAUCUACGCCACCCGCGCUACCUCGGCCGUAGCCGUCACCGGCUCGGUGGUCACCGGUGGCGCCGCCGUUGUCACACUCGGCGCGAGCGAGGAGCUGGCCCCGGGCACCCAGAUUGUGCUCUUCACGUGGACCGCGGGUGGGAGUCUCGACACCACCAACUCGGUUCCCAUGCGUGGGUGGAUCAACAUUGCGCUCGGAGCGAGGUCCGUUCGCUCACGCUCGCUCCUCCAGGCCACCCGCCUCUCGGUCGACUGCACUGAGAACACCAAGUCGUGCGUAGCGACCGCCCUCGGCGCCAACAUCGCCAACGACGACGACGACGAGCUCGGGCUCAUUGUUUCGCUCACCAUAAUCGCCUCACUCUUCAUCUGCACUGUCAUCGUCUUUACCCUCUGCGGCCUCAAGUACUUCCGAGGCGGCUACGGCAACGUUGCCACCGCCCGCCUCGUCGAGCUCGACAAGAAGCGGAGCCAGGAGCUCAACCGCCGCCGGCAGCGCGCCGACGAGCUCGACGCCGCUAUUGCGUCGUCGGCGCCCGAGUUUGCCCGCCCGGUCGCUCCUGGUGAGGCUGUUCUUCGCGACGACAACGACUCGUCAUCGGGCCCGUUCGACGUUGACUCCUCGGGCCUCUACUCGGGCUCGUACUCGUCGUGACCAUCUGCCGUCACCCCGACUCGUACUCGUACUCCUCGCCGCCGGCGUCGCGGCGGACGCCAGCUAGGAACGCCUCGAUCUCGGCCCGGUCCUUCUCGUUAAAUUCCUCGAGCGCCACA
Messenger RNA from Thecamonas trahens ATCC 50062, 2150 nucleotides. RefSeq names its product NHL repeat containing protein. Bases 1 to 2031 code for a protein of 676 amino acids. The transcript has a single exon. The record is from RefSeq and is a predicted model, not a curated record. Lineage: Eukaryota; Apusomonadida; Apusomonadidae.